AUGUUCAUUCCUUUGACACAGUUUCCUCAAUCAUUGUUCCUUCUUCAAGAGAUCUUCGGAGCAUAUGCUCAAGCACUCAGGAAUUAUUCGAUGCCAUGGACAACAAAGAGGCAGCAGUCCUCAACUUCCAGUGCCUUUGUGCUCAGCCUGGAGGAGCGCUUGCUUCUCACGAAUCGUCACUGCGUGGCCCAUGCCAGCUGCAUCGAAGUUCGAAAGCGUGGAGAUGAUGAAAAGUUUGAGGCAGAGGUUUUGGCCCGUGCCACGGACUGUGACUUGGCCAUUCUUACCGUGCGGGAGGAAUCUUUCUGGAAAGGCACCUUGAGUGCUCAAGAGCUUUGCAGAGAUGUCCCUGCUCUCUUCUCAGAAGUGGUUUGUGUUGGAUAUCCCACUGGCGGCGACAACCUCUGCGUGACCAAGGGCGUUGUGAGCCGAGUUGAUUAUGAGGAUCACCCGGAUCCCUGGAUGAAUCGACUGGUGAUUCAAAUCGAUGCUGCCAUCAAUCCAGGCAACUCCGGAGGACCGGCGUUGGUGGCCGGCGGACGGUGUGUGGGUGUGGCAUAUGAGUCUUUGAAAGAUGGCUCCACGGAGAACAUCGGGUUUAUUAUUCCCGUGAGUGUCGUAGAAAAGUUUCUGACCGCUUGGCGGCGAUUGGCCAAUGAGGGUAGCGCAGCACCUCACGCUGAGCGAAGCACCAUGAGAGUCACAGCAUUUGGACAUGGACGUUUCUUUGCUCAGCGACUGGAAAAUGCUGGAAUGCGCCGGGCUUUGGGCUUGUCCAAGGGCCAAAGUGGUGUUAUUAUCAAAUCAGUGGAUCCGACGACGCCUAAUGCUCAGGCUCUGCGGCGAGGAGAUGUUCUGAUGUCACUGGUCGGGGUUUCGAUUGGAAACGAUGGCUGCGUACCGUUUGUGUGCGGCUCCUCAAGGCAUGACCGAGUGCCAUUUCCAUAUGUGGCAAUCAAUAAGUUUGUCGGUGAGUCUUUGGAUGCUGAAAUCAUGCGGGAUGGUGUUCAGAUCUCUUGCGCCUUUGAGUUACUUCCUCAAGAACCUUUGGUUUCAGUCGAGAAGGAGGCUCCAUGGCUUCUUGACUACUGUAUUAUUGGUGGCUUGGUUUUUGUCGUCCUCUCCCAGCAGUAUUUGCGCGCCACCUUUGGAGACAAGUGGAGAAAAGAACGCUGCAAUGGUUUGGCUGAAAUCAUGGACUCCAGAGAGAGGGACUUUGAAGAUGAACAAGUUGUGGUGUUGUCCUACGUGCUGGCGCACACCGUGAACUUGGGCUUCCAGGAUGUUCGGAAUGCCCGGCUCAAGGCCUUUGUGAUGGACGGCCAGCCCGUGCGUGUGCGGAAUCUGUGGCACUUGUCGGAGCUCUUGGACUCCUGCCAAGAUGAAUACCUCAGGUUUGAGCUUUUUGGCCGAGGUUCUGGGUUUCUUCCAGAGAUCAUCGUCCUGGAGCGUGCUGCUGUCCAGGCGGCAGAGAAAGACAUUUUGUCUCGGAACAAGAUCCCCACGUCGAAGCGGCUUUCCAAAAAGGGAAGCCCGAUGACCUGA
Messenger RNA from Durusdinium trenchii, 1545 nucleotides. Lineage: Eukaryota; Dinophyceae; Suessiales; Symbiodiniaceae. The record is from the annotation of a GenBank genome assembly.